Galeopterus variegatus (Sunda flying lemur) is the source of this 1006-nucleotide messenger RNA. RefSeq names its product clusterin associated protein 1 (gene IFT38). Gene Ontology annotation, biological process: cilium assembly. The transcript has 9 exons. The record is from RefSeq and is a predicted model, not a curated record. Gene Ontology annotation, cellular component: centrosome; intraciliary transport particle B; cilium. The annotation marks the transcript as partial. Lineage: Eukaryota; Metazoa; Chordata; Mammalia; Dermoptera; Cynocephalidae.
GGUUGCCAUAGAGACCGGCGAGCGCUGAGCGUGUGGGACGAGCGGAGGUGACUGGGGGCUCCUAGGGACCAGCGCGCCAUGUCUUUCCGCGACCUUCGCAAUUUCACAGAGAUGAUGAGAGCCCUGGGGUACCCUCGACAUAUUUCUAUGGAAAAUUUCCGCGCACCCAAUUUUGGACUUGUAUCUGAAGUGCUUCUCUGGCUUGUGAAAAGGUAUGAACCUCAUACUGACAUCCCUUCUGAUGUUGAGACUGAACAGGACCGAGUUUUCUUCAUUAAGGCAAUUGCCCAGUUUAUGGCCACAAAGGCACAUAUCAAACUCAAUACUAAGAAGCUUUAUCAGGCAGAUGGAUAUGCAGUGAAAGAACUGUUGAAGAUCACGUCUGUCCUGUAUAAUGCUAUGAAGACCAAAGGGAUGGAGGACUCUAAAAUAGGAGAAGAAGAUAUCAGCAAGUUCAAGUUUGAUCUUGGCUCAAAGAUUGCGGAUUUGAAAGCAGCCAGGCAGCUUGCUUCUGAAAUCACCUCCAAAGGAGCAUCUCUGUAUGACUUGCUGGGCAAAGAGGUAGAAUUAAGGGAACUGAGAACAGAAGCCAUUGCCAGACCUCUGGAAAUAAACGAGACUGAAAAAGUGAUGAGAAUUGCAAUAAAAGAGAUUUUGGUGCAGGUUCAGAAGACUAAAGACCUGCUCAAUAAUGUGGCCUCUGAUGAAGCUAAUUUAGAAGCCAAAAUUGAAAAGAGAAAACUAGAACUGGAAAGAAAUCGGAAGCGACUACAGACUCUACAGAGUGUCAGGCCAGCCUUUAUGGAUGAGUAUGAGAAGAUUGAGGAAGAGUUGCAAAAGCAGUAUGACAUUUACCUAGAGAAAUUUCGAAAUUUGACUUACCUGGAACAGCAACUCGAAGAUCAUCGUAGGAUGGAGCAGGAGAGGUUUGAGGAAGCUGAAAAUACUCUCCGUCUGAUGCAGAACAAGCUAAAGGAAGAAGAAAAGCGACUGCUCAAGAGUGGAA